This is a messenger RNA of Micromonas pusilla CCMP1545, 2500 nucleotides long. RefSeq lists its product as uncharacterized. The annotation marks the transcript as partial. Gene Ontology annotation, cellular component: cytoplasm. Gene Ontology annotation, molecular function: adenylate cyclase activity. The transcript has a single exon. The record is from RefSeq and is a predicted model, not a curated record. NCBI's taxonomy places the organism in Eukaryota, Viridiplantae, Chlorophyta, Mamiellophyceae, Mamiellales, Mamiellaceae.
AUGCUCGGCAGAAGCGUCCAGGCCGCGCCCGCGCAGGCGGCGUCGCCCGGGUGGAUGCUCGUCGUCGACGACGCCGGCGCGUUGGACCCUCUCUCCAUGGGCCUCAUCCGCGCGGUGCUCGAGCACUGCUCCGUGCCGAUGGUCGUGCUCAUGUGCCACGACUCCGUGGUCAAAGAGGGACGUCACGGCACGUUCGACCCCGUGCUCGUCUCGAUGCACAGCAAGCGAGGCCGCGGAAAGGGUUCGGCUUUAUCUCCGAACCUGCCGACGAUCCACGACGACGACCGCGGCAGCGACCGCGGCAGCGACACCGCGAGCGUCACCGCGAGCGUCGAUUCUCUGACGUCGACUUCACUGACGCGGUCGUACUCGGAGCGCUCGUCGUCCAACCUGAAAGGCGGCUCCGGGAGGGAUAAAGACUUUCUGAACGUCAUCCUGAACCGCAAGAACGACGUGUGGGGCGUGAGCGCGCACGAGGCGACGGCGACGCACGCGACGGCGACGGCGGUGGCGAGCGCGAAGGCGGAUUUGGAGUGGAUGUUGUCUCGCCCCGGGACGUCACGCGUCGUCGUCGAGCCGUUCACGGAGAACGAGCUCCGAGUCCUCGUCGAGCGCCGAGCCGCGGUCAUCUUGACGAGAGAACGCGGCGGCGUUAGCGGCGGCGGGCGUGAUCGAGACGCCGGCGCGGGCGGCACGGACGCUCUCGCGAACGACUCGACCGCGACCGGCGGCGGCGGGAAAGACGCCGACGCCGACGACAGAGACGCGCUCUUCAACACGGCGGACUCGUCGAGCUCGUCCGACAAAGACAAGGACAAAGACGGCGCCGCGUACGUCGGCCUGCCCGCGUCGCUCCACGACGCCAUCUACUCCACGACGCGCGGCGACCCGCUGUACGCCGCGCGCGUGAUCGACCUCCUCAUCGCGUCGAGAGCGGUCGUCGCGACGGAGACGACUGACGCGCCGCUGCACGGCGGGCCCGCCGGGUGGAAAGUGGACGUCGCGGCGACGGACGCUGACGUCGUCGAUCGAUCGAGCGACACCGGACUGUCCGUCGACGCGGUGUGCGCGAUGUCGCUCUCGGACGUCGUGUUGGAGGUGAUCGAGCGGCGGCUGAGCCAAGACGCGCAGCUCGCGAUGCGAGCGCUCGCGGCGGCGGGGACGUCGUUUCCCGCGGCGCUCGCGUGCGUGAUCGUGCAGAGGCGGAUGUCCAUCGUCGCGCGCGACGUCGUCGAGUCUGAGUUUGAGUCGCGAUCGCAAUCGCAGUCUGACGCGACGAGAAGCGGCGGGCGCACGAUGACGCGCAUGGGCGUGGACGACGACGACGAGAAAGCGGGGGGCGCGGGCGGCGGCGGCGCGGGCGGCGGCGGCGGUGGAAAAUCGUCGUCGUUCGAUUCGUACGCGCCGACGGCGGCCAACGAGCACGGCGUCUUGCUCGCGUACGACGUCGUCUCCUUCGCGUCGCGCGCCGCGAAAGCAAUCGAGGAGCUCAUGGAGGAGGGGCACAUCGUCGCGCAGUGGGGGUCGCUGAGCGACGCGCUGGACGCCGCGAAGGUUGCGGAGAACGACGCGACGUUGGAGUUUGCCGCGGCGAACGUCCCGUUUCCGCUGAAGCAGCCGCGAUGCCUCGCCGCCGCGCCCGCGAGCGAUCCGAUGGGCGGUGAGGGCAACCGCGGCAGGGUCGCGAGGACGCCGCACAUGAGCUUCGCGAACGCGGUCACGCGCGAGAUUUUGUACGCGUCGAUGCCGCCGCGCGACAGACGAGAGAUUCACCUCGACGUCGUCGGGGUGUUGAAGUCGGACGCUGCACACGCGGAGGACAUCUUGGGCGAUCUCGCGGCUGCGGCGUGCCUCAACGACGAGGCCGCGUAUCACCUCGAGGUCGUGCAGAGGAUCGAUCGCGCCGCGCUCGAGAGCGCGGCGCACAGCGCGUCGUUUUUUCACCGAGGCAAGAGCGAAAAAGAGAAAACCGGCGGCGCCGGCGGCGCGUCCGAGCUCGGCGGCUCCGGUGGCGCGUCGCCGUCGCGGUCGCGACGUCCCAGCGUCGGCGGCGUCUCCGCGUCGUCCGGGAAUUCAGUGAGCUCGGACCUCUCGAGCUCCUCGCUCGACGCCGGCCUCUCGCCGUCGUCGUCGUCGAUGCGCAGCGGCUCGCUCGCGACCGUCGCGUUCAAGUCGUCGCGAGAGCUCUCUUCCCACAGAUCUCACGGCGCGGCGGGGGUCCCGCCGUUCCGGACGUUCGGCCAUGACCACGUCGCGGUGCGCGUCGCGGGUCUCAUCGCCGCCGCGAACGGGCUGCGCGCGCGCGUGCAGUGCCACGAGAACGCCGCGAAGGCGCACUUGCGGCACGGCGGCGCGCGCGCGGCGCUGACGAGCGUCAGCGCCGCGGGCGUCGCCGCCCACACCUGGGUCGAGAGCUCGCACGCGCUGCAGAAGGCGUUCGGGAAGACGCACCCGGAGGCGGUCGCCAGCGCGACGCUCGGGGUGAACGACACGCGGUGUU